Coregonus clupeaformis (lake whitefish) is the source of this 1779-nucleotide messenger RNA. RefSeq names its product dermatopontin (gene dpt). Bases 704 to 1306 code for a protein of 200 amino acids. The record is from RefSeq and is a predicted model, not a curated record. NCBI's taxonomy places the organism in Eukaryota, Metazoa, Chordata, Actinopteri, Salmoniformes, Salmonidae. The transcript is spliced from 6 exons. Gene Ontology annotation, biological process: collagen fibril organization. Gene Ontology annotation, molecular function: extracellular matrix structural constituent. Gene Ontology annotation, cellular component: extracellular matrix.
GGCUCUGUCCUUACUGACUUUUUGUACUUACGUUCUUGCUUAUUUCCUUGGUCUUUUUUUUCAGUGUUUAUUUUCCAUGGUGGAGGGUUAACGCACUGUUAGUUUAGUGGUACCCACUGUUUUCAUUCAAAGUUAGGAAGGAAGGGGAUGUAGUUUUAGUUUCCUGGGGUUUUGACCGGCGUAGGAGACGCUGUCGUUAGGUGUGUUCCUGAGAAUGGAGUUAAGGUGGAGGAGGUUCUGCUCGCGGUCGGCCAACAGUGUUUCCAUUGGCUACAGAACGGAAUAAAAACUUCAAUACACACUGGGGGACUUUCCAAUCCAGAUAAUUUUUACUGCAUGAAGUUAGAAAAGUUUGAGCGAAACCCCAAAAAUGACAGGUGCACCCCUUAAUCUCUGCAAUCAACACUGUGGAGUUUUUCUGAAAGUCGACCUUAACAGAAAGUCAACGUGAAUCCCAGUCCAAUCAAACUGUCAUGGGAGCUGCAAAUUACACAUCAGUUCUGGAUUUGGAUAACUUAUAACACAUCUGGAGCCAGACUGCUGCGGUGGAGCAGAGAGGAGCGGGCCAGAGCAGACAGUCUUUCUCUCGCUCUCUCUUUGUCUGCGAUCAGCACAGACCCAGCUCAGACCCAGCUCAGAGCCUCUCGGACGCCCAGGCUUCGCUCACAUUAAGCCUUUGCUCACAAGCUUGGUGACAGGCAGGAUGACUCCAGGACCAGUGCUGUUGUUGUGGGCUCUGGCCCUUCUAGCCACCGUGGCAGGCCAGGAGUAUGAGAACCGUAUGGAGAGCCAUAUCGACCGCUCUGUCCCCUGGAUCCACACCUUCCGCCAGGGGUUCAACUUCCAAUGUCCUCACGGAGAGGUACUGGUGGCCCUGCAGAGUGUCUUCAGUGAGAAGGAGGGGUCCGACCGCCUCUGGACCUUCGAGUGCCAGCAGACUCCCACCACCCUGGGGCAUCCCACAGAGUGCUGGUGGGACGACAUCAACCGUGCCGGGAUGGAGUGGUCUUCAACAUGCACCAACAACGGUCUGGUGGCGGGGGUGAUGAGCAAGUACUUUGAGCCUGUCCUGGACCGUGAGUGGUCAUUCUACUGCUGUCGCUACAGUCGCCGCUGCCCCUACUCCUGCUGGAAAUCAAUGGAGGUGCCUGGACAAUACAGAGAGGAGGGAGAGUUUGUCAUCCCCAGCUAUGGCUACUUCAUCAGAGGGGCCCAAACCACCUUCGAUGGAGUUCUCAGAGAUCGGCAGUGGAAGUACAUCGUCUGCAGAAUGACCGAUUUCGACUGUGAAUUUGAGAAUUUAUAGAUGUACAUGCAGACCCAGCAAACAAGGCGAGAGAGGGCCACUGCUGUUUGGCCAGGAGAGUCCUGUAACAACAAACCGCUGUUCUACCCCCAUCAGCCGAGCAGAGGCUUGCCUCUACAUUCAAUUGUCUUUCACUUCAACCACUAAAGUACAACUACACCAACCCUGAAUAGCAACACAUCCCUUCCCAGUGUCAUUAAGUCCAUUAUUCACACUUGUUAAUGACAUCUCACUCUUUACUAUUACUAUUGCAGUAUUCCUGAUUCUUGAUUAUAACCAUGCUUGUUUUAUUUUUUGGAUGAAUGUUAUGUUAAGUUUUAGAUUAAAAAUCACUUAUCUUUAUAUCUAUCAUAGCACCAUGGAAAUAUAAAUAAAAUGACUGUGUAUAGCACUUAGCCUACUUUUGAAAAUGAAAAAAUCAAGUAAUGUCUCUACUUGUUAUGCAAAAUAAAAGUCCAGUGGUUGAAUGAUAA